Molecule: messenger RNA, 1263 nt
Organism: Mastomys coucha (southern multimammate mouse)
Lineage: Eukaryota; Metazoa; Chordata; Mammalia; Rodentia; Muridae
Gene: Lamp3
Product: lysosomal associated membrane protein 3
Exons: 6
Coding region: 25-1263 (412 amino acids)
Cellular component (GO): membrane
Source: RefSeq, a predicted model, not a curated record
AGCAGCAGAAUAAUCUCACCUGUCAUGCCUGGGCAGAUCUCUGCAUUAGCUGUACUCUUCCUGUCCCUGGCUGUAAUUUUACAUGGUUACCAAAUGAGAAAAAAAGAAUUUCCAAAAGCCAGAGGCUAUCUUCAAUAUACUCCAACAACAACAGAACAGACCACAACAAAACCUCCAUUACAACUGAUUAACCCAAGAUCUCAUGUAACUUUAGCACCAAGACUCAAGGAUGGUUACGUUCAAAUGGCUGCUGAAACUUCUACCUUUGAAAACACAGCCCACAUAACAAUGAACUUAGCAACCCCAGUAACUACAAAGAGCCUUCCACCCAUCAGCUCAAGUAGCUACACCUUUGUCAGAUCUAAUAACUCACACAUGACCGCUUCAUCUACUGAAGAUGCCACUGGUUCUGGCUCAAUUGCACAUUUACCAAUUCCUACAAUCAGAGCUAGUCUAGCCACUGUCAACUACAUACCUGGGAGAAGACCUACACAACUUGGUGGUCAGAUUACCCUUCCCAAAUCAUUUUUCACAGUGUCACACAAAAGCACAACCAAUCAGAGGCCAACUCUCUCUACUGAUGUCUCAGGAACAUCAGCACUUACACAUAAGGACAGAUCAACAACCUCACCUGUCCCCUUAGUUCCUAGGCCCACUCUUGUAACUCGAUUAUCACCAGCCAAGAUUGGAACUUAUGAAGUCCUAAAUGGAAGCAGGCUCUGUAUAAAAGCAGAGAUGGGAAUAGCACUGAUUGUUCAAGAAAAGGAUUUGGAUUCUGCAACCCAGAGACACUUCAACAUUGACCCCAGCCUAACCCAUGCCUCUGGGAAAUGUGGCUCCCAAAAAUCCAACCUCUUCUUGAAUUUCCAGGGUGGAUCUGUUAAUGUCACAUUUACCAAGGAAGAAAACUUAUAUUAUAUUAGUGAAGUUGGAGCAUAUUUGACCAUCUCAAAUACAGAGAAGACUUACCAGGGAAAGAAGAAUACUAUGAUGAUGUUUGAGACAGUAGUUGGGCAUUCUUUCAAGUGUGUCAGUGAGCAGAGCAUCCAGCUGUCAGCUCAGCUUCAAAUGAAUACAAUGAAUAUCCACCUUCAGGCCUUUGAGUUUGAAGGAGACUCCUUUGGAAAUGUGGACGAAUGUUUGUCUGACUACACAGUUGUGCUUCCUGUGGUUGGGGUCAUCGUGGUCAUCCUCUGUGUUGUGGGCCUGGGUGUCUACAAAAUCCAUCAAAGGUGUCAGUCAUCUGCAUACCAGAGAAUCUAA